AUGUCUCCUCAAAUGGGAUCACUACAACAAAGUCGUUCUAAUACUCUAGAUAGCAGUCGCGGUUCACCUAAAUUACCAUCUAACGGUCCAUCUAGGAUGUCUUCCAUAAGAGACUCUAAUCGUGGACCACUCAGGGAUGGACCUAUGCGAUCUAAUUCUUUGAGAGAAUCUAGCCGUUCAAAUUCAAUUAGAAAUGGUCCACCCAGGAUGAAUUCUAUAAGAGGUGGUAGAUCGACAGCAAGGGCAAUGCCUCAAAGGUCGAAUACACAGGGUCGUACGCAAUUUUUACAACAACAAAUGUCAAAGAUGUCAGUCUCGGAUGAUGAUCAAGGUUAUAACGAUUACUACCAGGAUAUAGAUCAAUACGCUAAUAACAAUAUUACUAGUCCACCACCGAGUAAUGAAGAUUAUCAAGUUAAUAGGCCGACAUCUCGAUCUCCAAGUUUACGUGGUCGCGGUGGAAGAGGUUCUUUCAAACCAUCUCCUUUAUCUAUGCAAGGCGGUCUAUUGGCUUCUCCAACAGCGGAUAGUGGAGAGGAACAUUAUGCCAAGGAAACACAAUUCGAAAUGCUUCCUCCACCACAAAAAAAUAGUCUGCUGCAAUCUCCGUAUCCUAGUUCACCUGUUAAUGAAAUACUUAAAGAACCUACUAAGAUUAAAAUUAAAUGCUAUCAUAAAGACACUCGUGUAGUUUUGGUCUCAGCAAGUAUAAUUUAUUCAGAACUCAUUAAAAGGAUACAGGAAAAAUUUACCAUAGAAGCAUCCUUGCAAUUAAAAUAUAAGGAUGAAGACGGUUCGAUGGUCACGAUGAUAGAUCAAGAAGAUUUCGAAAUGGCUAUAUCAAUGAUUCCAAGAACAUCAAGUGAUAUCGGUAGAAUGGAGAUAUGGAUAGAAACUGAAUAA
Molecule: messenger RNA, 903 nt
Organism: Funneliformis caledonium
Lineage: Eukaryota; Fungi; Glomeromycota; Glomeromycetes; Glomerales; Glomeraceae
Source: the annotation of a GenBank genome assembly